Molecule: messenger RNA, 1449 nt
Organism: Cucurbitaria berberidis CBS 394.84
Lineage: Eukaryota; Fungi; Ascomycota; Dothideomycetes; Pleosporales; Cucurbitariaceae
Product: DnaJ-domain-containing protein
Exons: 3
Coding region: 1-1449 (482 amino acids)
Biological process (GO): protein refolding
Cellular component (GO): cytoplasm
Molecular function (GO): Hsp70 protein binding
Source: RefSeq, a predicted model, not a curated record
AUGCCCACUCAAAACGACUUUCAGCUUCUUCCAUCUCAGUCUGGCGCCGAUUGUAUGUCUAUCUGUUUGCAAAAUAUCCGCUCCUUCCUCAUCAGUACUCACCUUCACCAAACAAUCGCGGCACACAUGUGCGAAGAGCCAACCAAGCCGGAGAUGCCGGACUAUUACUUCGAUCUGGGUUUAACCCAGGAUGCUACAAGGUCGGAGAUUAAGAAAGCAUUUCAUAAUCUCGCAUUAUUGCACCAUCCUGACAAAAAGGCUCCCGGUGAGAGCGUCGAUGCGGUGGAGUUUCGCCAGGCAAGAGAAGCAUACGAAGUCCUGACCGACAACGACGAGAAAGACACGUAUGACGACGACUACGUAUGGGUCCAGUCUGAUUGGAUACGAUACCGUCGCAAGUUGAAGGACUGGGAGCAAUAUUUGGAGGAGGAGAGGCUGCGGAUAGAGGCUGAAGAGCAAGCUCGACGACAGGCUGCAGAAGAGCAUGACCGACGUCAAGCAGCUUUGGAAGCGGAGCGGCGUAGGAAAGAAGAAGCAAAGAAGAACCGACAGGACCCCGAAGAUUGCGAAACCCGUCGUAGCAACUUCGCCGAGUGGGCCUUCCGUCAAGCGGAGAGACUAAAAAAAGAGGCCAUAAAGCAAGAGGAGGUAGACAGGCAGCAGCAGGAGUUUGAAGGAAUGGACAGGCGUAGAAAAGCUGCAGAAGCGCAGGAAAAGAAAGCCGAAGAGCAGCGAAGGAAAGUCAAGGAGUGGAUGCGACCAAAAGAAGCGCAGAAGGAAGAAGAUAGGAGACGCCAGCGAAGUGCUGAGCGCGAUCAACGUAGACAGGCCAGAGGAUAUGGCCCAAGAAGUCACGGAGGACUCUGUCCAUGCGCACAGUGUGUAUACGACCAUUGGGUCGAGGCAUACAAACAAGAAGUAGCGGAGGCUAAGCGACUAUCCGAAGAAGCAGCGCAACGUGCACGCGAGGAAAUGGAACGUAAAGCCAAAGAACAUUUAGAAAAACAGGCAGCAACAGAAAAGAACAGGCAAGAGCGCGAGAAGAACAGACAAGAGCGCGAAAAGAAAGCCCACGAGCGCAAACAAGCAGCAAAAGCUAGAGCGGCCGAGACGAAAACUCAAGCAACCGCCCAAAAGCAGCGCGAGGAACAGGAAAAGAAGGCGCGGCUACGUAUGGCUAACGAGCAUAUCCACAAACAACAGCAUGCCUACCUGAGCACUCUUGCAGAGAGUGGACAAGAAGUUGGAACCACCGAUGUUGUUAUUGACAUUGGAUGGAUCAAGAAGAAAGGUGUGGCGGAAUGUCUGUUCUGUGGUAAUCGUAUCAAUUACUUUUCGUUCCAUUGUCCUGAAGGGGGCAUUGUCCUGAAGGGGGCGCUGUGGCGUGCAAUCCGUGCAAGUUGCAGCUCAGUCAAUACACGCCUGCAAAGCAAGAUAUUGCGGAAGUAG